AUGCCACCCGGUGUACGAUCAACAGAAGCAACAGACAUGUUCUUCCAGGAAUCUUCGGAUGAGACGAGGUCAAGCCCUCCCCCGGAGUCGUGGAGGCUAUUCCGGGAUCGGAGCCUGCCGGUCUCCAUCGAUGCCGCAGACAGAUAUCGCGAAGUAAUCCAUGAGUACUUUGCGGAGGUCAACAUCUUUUUCCCACUACUUUCUCUCGACGACAUCCUCGCAACGUUCAACGAGGUUGUGUCAUGCGAAAAGUCUCCGGCCCUUGAGUCUGACUCCAUCUCACCGGCGAGGUACUGUCUUCUUCUCCUUGUUUUAUGCAUGGGGUCUUUCGUGUGCAUAGGAGAAUACCGCAUCUCUUUGGACGAGGCUGCGGGCAGAAAUGGUGGUCAGGAGCCUCCAUCUCUAGGAUCUGGAUAUUUUAAAGAGGUCACAGGACUUGAUGAGAAGCUCUGGCAGAAGGCUCGUUUACUACUUGGUUUCAUCUCCUCGGAAAUCAAUCUUCAAGCUGCCCAGUGCAGCAUGCUGGCGAGUCUUUACAAGGGGGCCAAAGGCCGAAUGGCAGACUCUUUUCAUUGGGUUCAUGCAACGGCGGUAAAGUGCGAGGCACUGGCAAGAAGGGCAAUCGCAAGCACGAACGACGCAGAACGAUUUUCAGACGCUUUCAGACGGUUGUAUUGGGUCUCGCUCAUCUAUGAAGGUGACUUCAUUUCCGAGGUCUCCAUUACCCUCCCAUCAGGCAUUGCCAGAUACGAGGAUGUUGUGCCUUACCCUGCACCCGAGACGCCCAAGCAUCGACAAGAACAUGCGGCAGCGUUCUCCACGCCGGAGGCGAAUCCUACCAGCCCGGCAACAUCGACAUUCUAUCGAACGGAAGAACUAGUUGCAUUCCAGAUUAGCACCAAUGCGGCCAUCCGGCGAUUUCUUAACCGCGUCAAUAGUGUAAUUUACGACAGCAAAGAUCAGUUCCGGAUGACAAGAGACAGCUACGCAAAUUGGCUGCUGCGCAUAACAGAAGACCUGUGGUCUUAUCAUGGAGCGCUCUACCGCAACCUACCGGAUUUCCUUCUGACAAGCCAGCCGCGAAAACGCACCGACCAAGAGAAUGCAAGCUCGCCGAUGACACCAGGCAUCAUCAGGGUCGAAGAGCUCGGUAACAACCCAUGGAACGUCCUUCGACUCAAAGGACGAUACUAUGCUGGGCAAUACAUCAUUCACCGACCUUUCAUCGAGUAUGUGCUUCUCAAUAUGGCGCAUUUUGAUACCCAUCCCUGCAAAGAGGCGAUUCUCCACCGUUGCAGGCUAUGCUUGGAAGGAAUUCGAGGAUUUCUCAACGUUUUUGAUAUCGAUCCGGCCAUUAGUAUUACCGGCCUAUUCUCCAGUGGUCUUGUGUAA
Messenger RNA from Colletotrichum gloeosporioides, 1392 nucleotides. RefSeq lists its product as uncharacterized. The transcript has a single exon. The coding region runs from base 1 to 1392 and encodes 463 amino acids. The record is from RefSeq and is a predicted model, not a curated record. Lineage: Eukaryota; Fungi; Ascomycota; Sordariomycetes; Glomerellales; Glomerellaceae.